Messenger RNA from Andrographis paniculata, 1852 nucleotides. Its product is annotated as protein IWS1 homolog 1. The transcript has 11 exons. The record is from RefSeq and is a predicted model, not a curated record. Gene Ontology annotation, biological process: regulation of DNA-templated transcription elongation; brassinosteroid mediated signaling pathway. NCBI's taxonomy places the organism in Eukaryota, Viridiplantae, Streptophyta, Magnoliopsida, Lamiales, Acanthaceae. The coding region runs from base 212 to 1717 and encodes 501 amino acids.
UCGUUUCCCUCUCCCUCUCCCUCUCUCAUUUUAUGCACACCCGCGCCUCUCUUCAAAAAAAUAUCGCUCGCGCACUGUCUCUCUUGUUCUCCUUUCGUCCUGGAUUGUUCCUUUGCUUCUGUUUUUGUUUUCGGUGAAGCUUGAGGAACACCGUUCGUCCUGAAUCGCUGUUUCGAAGGUGCUCGGCUGGGAGUAAUUUCGCUAAUCGAUCAUGGGUUACGAAAACGAUCCGAACCGAGAUGAAGAUGGAGAGCCGUUGAUGGACUUCGAUGACGAUUUCCAAUCUGAUCGGGAUGAGCCUCGGCACCAUCUCUUGGACGAUGAAGAUGAUACCAUGUACAAUCACCGGGAGCGGUCGCCAACUCCAGUGUACGAUGAUUUGAAGGCAAAGCCCCGGAAGAGGUUGAUAAAAAAAUCCGCGCCCCUUGAAGAUCCAGGUCCAGUGGAUUAUGGAUUGGAUGAUAAUGAGGUUGAUGAUAGAGAUAACAUUGGUGGAGUAGUGAGAGAGAAUUAUUCAGAUGGAGGAAAUAAGAAAAGGGAGAGAGGGGAGAAGAGGAACGGUAUUGAGAAGAGGAGUAAGGGAGAGAAAGGGGAGAAGAAGUUAAAGUUGAGGAAAAAUGGAGGUUCUACAACGAGGAAUCGUGAAGCGGAUCCAGAGAUGAAGGAGAUGUGGGAUACCAUAGCGGGUGGUCAUUCAGAGGAUGAUCAAGACGGUGUUCGGACUGUUGAUGAUGACAACUUCAUAGAUGAUAGUGGUGUGGAUCCUGCCAAUCGGUAUGGAAGUGACAAUGAACAUUCACCAAGUCGUGCUCCCCAGGCGGAAGAGGGUGAAGAAGAUGAAGAAAUCAAAGAGCUGUUCAAGGUGGGCAAGCGGAAGAAGAAAAAUGAAAAAAGUGCAGCAGAAAUUGCACUUCUUGUAGAAAAUGUGAUGGCAGAAUUGGAAGUUGUAGCAGAAGAAGAUGCGGAGCUGAAUCGGCAGGGUAGACCUGCUAUAAGCAAGUUGAGGAAACUGUCUCUUCUAACUGAUGUGCUUUCCAAAAAACAACUUCAGCAAGAAUUUCUAGAUCAUGGAGUUUUAACUUUGCUAAAGAAUUGGCUUGAACCCCUACCAGAUGGAAGCUUGCCAAACAUAAACGUCCGAGCUGCAGUUUUGCAGAUCUUGAGUGACUUUCCCAUUGAUCUAGAGCAAUAUGAUCGUAGAGAACAGUUGAAGAAGAGUGGCCUCGGAAAGGUGAUUAUGUUCUUGUCAAAAUCAGAGGAGGAAACUACCAGCAAUCGCAAACUUGCUAAGGAAUUGGUUGAUAAAUGGAGUCGACCCAUCUUCAAUAAGAGCACCAGGUUCGAAGAUAUGAAGAAUUUUGAGGAAGAAAGGCCUUUGAAGAGGCCUUCUGCUAAAAAGGCAAUGAAUAAAGGGGCUGGAAUGUCAUCUCGAGAUGAUGACCUUGAUUUAGCUGGAUAUUCACAGAGCUCGAAAUCUGGCCAGUCAUCUUCCAGGCAGCAUGCCUCAAGGCCAGAAGCUAUGUCGAUGGACUUUGUGGUUCGUCCUCAAUCCAAGGUCGACCCGGAAGCAAUUAAGGCCAGAGCUAAACAGAUGGCACAAGACCAGCGCCGCGCAAAGAUGAACAAAAAGUUGCAGCAAUUGAAAGCACCGAAGCGGAAGCAGCUACAGGCAACGAAACUCAGCGUGGAGGGGCGGGGCAUGGUCAAGUAUCUGUGAUUGGUCCGGGCAGGGGAACGUGUUCUUCUUAAAUUUUGUUGCGACUUACUGUUGUUGGAUUUUAUGUUUGUUUUCUGGAUUGAAUAAUCUGUUAGUCAUGACAAAAUAAGUGAAUAAAAAUAUUAGUAUAAUGCA